AUGGUCAUCUUCAAAUCAGCCCUCGCUGCGACUGCAGCAGCCGUCGCAAUGGCGGCCCCCUUCACCGAGCCCAGCACGCUCGAUAUCAACAAUCCCGAUUCUAUCAAGGCCGUUGCUGGCAGCCUUGCCUUUGGCGCCAUGUCUUACUAUAAAGGCAACGUCUCGGGUGAUCCCAAGAUGGUCGGUGACCUGCAAGACCCCUACUACUGGUGGCAGGCAGGUGCUCUAUGGGGGGCCAUGCUGGAUUACUACCACUACACUGGUGACUCGAGCUACAACGAUGUCCUCACCCAAGCCCUCACAGCCAAGGUCAAUACAGGUCCCAAGUUUGACUUCAUGCCUCCAGAGCAUGCCUCCGAGGAAGGUAACGACGACCUUGGCUUCUGGGGCUUUGCUGUCAUGGCUGCUGCAGAGCGCAACUUCACCCAGCCGAACCCAGAUGUCCCCUCAUGGCUCCAGAUGGGCAUCAACAUCUUCGACUCCCUGGCUUCUCGCUGGAACACAACCAAUUGUGGCGGCGGUCUGUUGUGGCAGAUCUAUGAGAGUAAUCCCAACGGCUUGAACUACAAGAACUCAGUGAGCAAUGGUGGUUUUUUUCAGCUAGCUGCAAGACUGGCUCGUGCCACGGGUGAACAAAAGUACAUUGACUGGGCCAUCAAGAUUUGGGACUGGUCGGUCAAUGUAGGCUUCCUUGACGCCGACCUCAAGGUUUUUGAUGGAGCCGAUGCCCGCGACGAAUGCAGCAAGGUCAACCCCCUUUCCUUCACCUAUUCUACUGGUAUUUAUCUUUACGGUGCUGCUGUUAUGGCCAACUACACAGGGGAGGCUGUUUGGCAUGAGCGUGCCGUCAAAAUGCUGCAGACUUCCAAGCACUUUUUCAGUCCCUCUGACAACAGUACCAAUAUCAUGUACGAGCCAGCCUGCGAGACCGUUGGCACGUGCAACACGGAUAUGAAGACAUUCAAGGGAUAUCUCUCUCGUUUCAUGUACAAAUCGGCCCAAGACGUGCCCGAGCUCAAGUCUGAGGUCCAGAAGCUGAUGAAUGUCACUGCUGUCGCUGCGGCCAAGGCAUGCGAUGCUACUGACAACGGUGUCACUUGUGGCCAGAAGUGGUACACCGGUGGCAAUGACAAGUCAGAGGGCCUCGGCCAGAUGAUGAGCGCGCUCGAGGCUGUUCAAGGUCUGACCGGCGGUUCUAACCUGGAAUCUAUUCUCAACUAG
Messenger RNA from Colletotrichum truncatum, 1221 nucleotides. RefSeq names its product mannan endo-1,6-alpha-mannosidase DCW1-like protein. NCBI's taxonomy places the organism in Eukaryota, Fungi, Ascomycota, Sordariomycetes, Glomerellales, Glomerellaceae. Gene Ontology annotation, molecular function: mannan endo-1,6-alpha-mannosidase activity. The record is from RefSeq and is a predicted model, not a curated record. Gene Ontology annotation, biological process: carbohydrate catabolic process; fungal-type cell wall biogenesis.